This is a messenger RNA of Nothoprocta perdicaria, 8656 nucleotides long. It is a transcript of the gene PIK3CA, whose product is annotated as phosphatidylinositol-4,5-bisphosphate 3-kinase catalytic subunit alpha. Gene Ontology annotation, cellular component: plasma membrane; cytoplasm; phosphatidylinositol 3-kinase complex, class IB. Lineage: Eukaryota; Metazoa; Chordata; Aves; Tinamiformes; Tinamidae. The transcript is spliced from 21 exons. The record is from RefSeq and is a predicted model, not a curated record. Gene Ontology annotation, biological process: phosphatidylinositol-mediated signaling; phosphatidylinositol 3-kinase/protein kinase B signal transduction; phosphatidylinositol-3-phosphate biosynthetic process. Bases 263 to 3469 code for a protein of 1068 amino acids. Gene Ontology annotation, molecular function: 1-phosphatidylinositol-4-phosphate 3-kinase activity; 1-phosphatidylinositol-3-kinase activity.
UCUGCAUCGGAGGAUAAAGCACUGAUGUAGCUAUCAUUGCUCAGCAGCUCUCCCUUCUUCUCUGAUAUCUCCAACUUUAGAGUAUUUCAACAUAUAGAGGAAAACUACAACCAUCACAAAGAAAUUGAGGAAGAAAAUGGGAGCCAAUGAACGCUGACAUUCUAGCUUAUACAUGAAGAAAAGGAGAACAAAAGCUAUUUGUUCGUUCAUACGAAUUACUACUUGAAGUUUUUCCACUAGAGAAUUAUCAGAAAUCUAAAAAAUGCCUCCACGACCAUCAUCUGGUGAACUAUGGGGCAUCCACUUGAUGCCACCGCGGAUCCUCGUGGAGUGUCUUCUACCAAAUGGAAUGAUAGUGACUCUAGAAUKCCUCCGUGAGGCCACAUUACUAACUAUUAAGCAUGAACUCUUUAAAGAAGCAAGAAAAUACCCUCUCUAUCAGCUCCUUCAAGACGAAUCAUCUUACAUUUUUGUAAGUGUUACCCAGGAGGCAGAAAGAGAAGAAUUUUUUGAUGAAACACGGAGACUUUGUGACCUGCGGCUCUUUCAACCUUUUCUAAAAGUCAUUGAACCAGUAGGUAACAGAGAAGAAAAGAUUCUAAAUAGAGAAAUAGGUUUUGCUAUUGGCAUGCCUGUCUGUGAAUUUGACAUGGUUAAGGAUCCAGAAGUGCAAGAUUUCAGAAGAAAUAUUCUUAAUGUUUGCAAAGAAGCAGUGGAUCUGCGAGAUGCCAAUGCACCCCAUAGUAGAGCAUUAUAUGUCUGUCCUCCAAAUGUAGAGUCUUCGCCUGAGCUACCCAAACACAUAUACAAUAAGCUAGAUAAAGGACAAAUUAUAGUGGUAAUAUGGGUAAUAGUCUCACCAAAUAACGAUAAGCAGAAGUACACGUUAAAAAUCAAUCAUGACUGUGUGCCUGAGCAAGUUAUCGCUGAAGCAAUUAGGAAGAAGACACGGAGUAUGUUGCUGUCUUCAGAACAACUGAAACUCUGCGUCUUGGAGUACCAGGGCAAGUAUAUUUUAAAAGUGUGCGGCUGUGAUGAGUACUUGCUAGAAAAAUAUCCACUGAGCCAGUAUAAGUACAUAAGAAGCUGUAUAAUGCUUGGUCGCAUGCCUAACCUGAUGCUGAUGGCUAAAGAGAGCCUAUAUACCCAGCUGCCCCUGGACACCUUUACAAUGCCAUCUUAUUCCAGACGCAUUUCUACAGCUACACCCUAUAUGAAUGGAGAAGCUACAGCCAAAUCCCUCUGGUCUAUAAAUAGUGCUCUCAGAAUAAGAAUCCUGUGUGCAACCUAUGUAAAUGUGAACAUCCGAGACAUUGACAAGAUCUAUGUUCGAACAGGUAUCUAUCAUGGAGGGGAGCCUUUGUGUGACAAUGUGAAUACUCAGAGAGUACCUUGUUCUAAUCCCAGGUGGAAUGAGUGGCUGUCGUAUGAAAUGUACAUAACUGAUCUUCCACGUGCUGCUCGGCUCUGCCUCUCAAUCUGUUCUGUUAAAGGCCGGAAAGGGGCUAAAGAGGAACACUGUCCGUUGGCAUGGGGAAAUAUAAAUAUGUUUGAUUACACAGACACCUUAGUGUCUGGGAAAAUGGCUUUGAAUCUUUGGGCAGUACCUCAUGGGCUGGAGGAUUUGCUGAAUCCUAUUGGUGUUACUGGAUCAAAUCCAAAUAAAGAAACUCCAUGUUUAGAGCUGGAAUUUGAUUGGUUUAGCAAUCCUGUGAAGUUUCCGGAUAUGACGGUGAUUGAAGAACAUGCCAACUGGACUAUAUCUCGUGAACUAGGGUUUAACUACAGCUAUGCAGGGCUGAGUAACAGAAUAGCUAGAGAUAAUGAAUUAAGAGAAAGCGACAAGGAGCAACUACGUGCUAUAUGCACACGAGAUCCUCUCUCUGAAAUCACUGAGCAAGAGAAGGACUUUCUUUGGAGCCACAGACACUAUUGUGUAAAUAUCCCAGAAAUUCUACCCAAACUGCUUUUAUCUGUUAAAUGGAACUCCAGAGAUGAAGUAGCCCAGAUGUACUGUUUGGUAAAAGAUUGGCCUCCAAUCAAGCCAGAGCAAGCGAUGGAGCUUCUGGACUGUAAUUACCCAGAUCCAAUGGUGCGAGCCUUCGCAGUUCGCUGUCUAGAGAAGUACUUGACAGAUGACAAACUCUCACAAUACUUGAUCCAGCUGGUACAGGUUCUGAAAUAUGAACAGUAUUUAGAUAAUCAACUUGUGAGAUUUUUACUCAAGAAGGCACUGACCAAUCAAAGGAUAGGACACUUCUUCUUUUGGCAUUUAAAGUCUGAAAUGCACAACAAAACUGUAAGCCAGAGGUUUGGUUUACUUCUGGAGUCCUAUUGUCGAGCGUGUGGAAUGUACCUAAAGCAUCUGAGCAGGCAGGUGGAGGCUAUGGAGAAGUUGAUUAACCUCACAGAUAUUCUCAAGCAGGAAAAAAAAGAUGAGACCCAGAAGGUGCAGAUGAAGUUUCUUGUGGAACAAAUGAGGAGACCAGAUUUUAUGGAUGCUUUACAAGGCUUUAUCUCUCCUCUUAAUCCUGCUCAUCAACUGGGAAAUCUUCGGCUUGAGGAAUGCAGGAUAAUGUCAUCUGCAAAAAGGCCUCUGUGGUUGAACUGGGAAAACCCAGAUAUAAUGUCUGAAUUGUUAUUUCAGAAUAAUGAGAUAAUCUUUAAAAAUGGAGAUGAUUUGCGUCAAGACAUGCUGACACUUCAGAUAAUCAGAAUCAUGGAAAACAUCUGGCAAAAUCAGGGUCUUGAUCUUCGGAUGUUGCCUUAUGGUUGUUUGUCUAUUGGUGACUGCGUGGGACUUAUUGAGGUAGUGAGGAGCUCUCAUACGAUCAUGCAGAUUCAGUGUAAAGGUGGCUUAAAAGGUGCUUUGCAGUUCAACAGCCAUACGUUACAUCAGUGGCUCAAGGACAAGAACAAAGGAGAAAUGUAUGAUGCAGCGAUUGACUUGUUUACACGUUCUUGUGCUGGCUACUGCGUUGCAACCUUUAUCCUGGGCAUCGGUGAUCGCCACAAUAGCAACAUCAUGGUGAAAGAUGAUGGACAACUGUUUCACAUUGACUUUGGGCACUUCCUCGACCACAAGAAGAAAAAAUUUGGUUAUAAAAGAGAACGUGUGCCAUUUGUUUUAACACAAGACUUUUUAAUAGUGAUUAGUAAAGGAGCCCAAGAAUGUACCAAAACGAGAGAGUUUGAAAGGUUUCAGGAGAUGUGCUAUAAGGCUUACCUAGCAAUUCGGCAACAUGCCAAUCUCUUCAUAAAUCUGUUCUCCAUGAUGCUUGGUUCAGGAAUGCCAGAACUGCAGUCGUUUGAUGAUAUUGCUUACAUCCGAAAGACUCUUGCAUUGGACAAAACUGAGCAGGAAGCUCUCGAGUACUUCAUGAAGCAAAUGAAUGAUGCUCACCAUGGUGGCUGGACAACAAAAAUGGACUGGAUCUUCCACACAAUAAAGCAACAUGCCUUGAACUGAAAUGAAAGCAAAGAAAACACGAACUAAUUGCCCGCUCUUGGGGUACUGCACUGUUAAAACCUGUUAGCAGCAGAGACUGGUUGCAUAGGAAUUGCACAAACCAUGAAUGGCAUUAAAACUGACAGCAAGAAAAGAGUUGAACUGUUCAGACAAUUGUCAAAAAAUGAUGUAAAACAGGGUUUCAGAUAGCACUAAAAUUGUACACUUCAAAAAUUAAGCUUUAGUAUGAUGUGUGACUUCAUGUUAUGCCUUAAGCCCAAAAAGGUAAACUGGGAAGAAUGUUUCCUUUUUUCAUUUGAUAGGGUAAAUUAGAAAGACAAAGAAAAUCGUGCUAGCAUGAGAGAGUCCAUCAUGUAUUACAUUACAUGUACCUGAUACAACAGGUAAAGACUAUGCUGGAUUGAGAAGAUUGGAAAGAACUCAAGUGACAGUGAGUAUUUUUUAAAUGCAGCAUAGUUUAAAGGGAAAGAGUUUAAGCUCAAGAUCUAAAAAUAAUAGUGAGGGGACAGUGCCUUUUAAAUGUGCUGGGAGGCAUUAACGUAUAUGGGGUGUAGAUGACCCUUUGAUUUCUGGGUCUGUCGUCUGCACAGUUCCUGACAGCAGUAGGAAAUAGGCCCAUUCAGUAUGGUGUUUCUUCUGCUCAGUGUUUUUAGGGGUGCAAUCCAUACCUUCAAAAAGAAACUCUUGUCCCCCUCAUCCCAAAAGAACUGACUAAGCUGGAAACUGAACGGUCAGAAUUGGGUUUAGUGCAACAAAGAGUUGUAGUGUUCAUCUUAGGUUUGCUUUAAUCUAACUUGAACUGAAUAGGUUUUUUUCAUACAUGUUUUCCAGAGCCUAAGAAAGGUGAGUUAUUAAAAUUAUUGAAAGAUUAUUUUUUUAUAAAGGCUAUUUAUAUAAUAGGAACUAUUAUUAAUAUAUAUUCUUUAUUUACAUGAUUUGUCCCAUAUUCACUCUUUUAAUUUUGCAGCCCAGUUCUAUCUGUCCAAGACUCCUGUUUCCAUUAAUGUCACUGAAGGUGACCAGAUAAACUCCUAGGACCAAAUUCAACCCUAGUGAAAGAGGACACAAGUAACACUAAAGGAGUGGGAGAUAAACCCACUAAAAUGCCAGACGUGGCAUUGGCCUAAGUCUCUUCAAAAAAAUUUGGGCAAUACUCUUUACGUUACUGAAGUUUUAUGCUGACUCUUCAAAGAACGUAUGUUUAAACCCUCGAUCUUUGGGUCCACCAUUUCUCUUCUUUCUUCCUCCUUUGGAAGUGGUUCUUUAAUCCAGUAACCAAUACAUUGGAAAUAGUAUAGAUUUUCAGUAUGAUCAAUAAGCAGUUCAGCAUAUGGCGAAUAUGUUGGCUAGCUCACAGCAUGUGGAGUUACCUGACAUUUUAUAGCUUUGUCUGUUUUGUGUGCGUGCGUGUGUGUUUAAUAUAUAUUUGUAAAUGUAGCUGUUGUCCUCUAACACAGUAUGAUGAGUGCAAUCAAUUAAAUUGGCACCACUUUUUGAAACUAUCCAGAAUACUGAGAAUUUCAGAUUGCCCUUAUGCACAACUUCAGGUAGGACUGUUUUCAUGAUUAUUAAACUUUUUUUUUUAAUUAGAAACCCAUGAUUCUGAGGGUGAUAUUUACCCCAACAUCUUAAACUUACUAGAUCUGCAGCACUUGGAGUGAAUUCCAAAGGUCUAGAGCAAGCACACACAGGUGCCACUCAGUAAGUGCAAUACCACAUGUAAUAUAAAAUAUGCUGACAGCUGGUGUUAGAUUAGCAUAUAAGUAUAUAAAUAAACUGUACUUUGUGCAGGCUGUACUGAUGAGGUAAUGACUGGUUGGCUUCAUUUAGCAAAAUGUAAUAUAUUUUUUAAAUGUGCAAUCAAUUACAUUAUGAAAAAACUUUGGGGAUUGUAAAGCCAAGACUUUACUCUUUCAAGACACUUUCAUAGUCAAGAUUCUGCAGUUAAUUUCUGUACACACAGAUACUUGACAGUGUUGGAGAGGGGGGAACCUGCUUUUGUGAAAACUACCCAAGUUCCAAGAAUAGUAUAGGGAAUGUGAAGUUUUAUUUCCUUAGUUUUACUAAACAUUUUGGAGUAGUCCAAUAGACUUCCCAUUACUCUUUAUUGACUGUUACAUAGGCCUUUUUGUUCACAUGACUUUUUUCACUCCUCCUAACUUUGGUCAUAGUUUCUAGAAGACAUUUACCCCUGUAUGUACUGCUUUGCAGUCAAUACACACUAAUGUUUUAGCUCUUUUGAAACCUGGCCUAGUUUCAGUUUAAAUUCUGUUUAGUUCAAAAUCUGAAACCCUGUUGGCUGUGACUCUUCAACAGUAGAGUUGUUAUACAAAUGCCACAUCAAGUGCUAUAUUAUUCUUAUUUAUCUGGUAAUGAAACCAUGUUUUACUUUCUUCAUGUAAGAAACAGCCUUUUCCAAUCUGGUCAGAAGGAUCCACUCAAAUUUACUGGAUCUUAUGAGCCCAACUUCUUUGUACUUAGCCCUUUCCUGUCAUUUAUUCUGUAAGUGUGGGUAUGUGUGUCUUUCAGUUCAAGCAUAUAGUGUUUUGCACCCUUUUGCACAAAUUGAAAGGUAUAAGGAAUCAGGCUCUGUUUCUAAAAGUUACUGCAACUAAAUGCUGUACAUAAGCUCUAGAAGAAAAGAACAUAAUGAUGCAGAGACAUUUUGAGUUGGGGUAGUUGAAGUGUUUUUUAAAAAAACAAGAAGAGAAUGGGAUUUAAGCAACUAUUCUCAGCAUAAUCAAGAUGGACAUUUGAAAAAAAUCUUUCAGCGGGAAAAAAAAAAAUACUUUUUUUCCCCUCAGAAAGGAAAACAAGGCAUUUUACCCUAAAUACAUUGUUACACCAGUGUUGUGCAGAUGUAACUUCCCUGAAGAUAGUGGAAUUACUACUGAGUCAGAUUGGUUUAAAUGAGAGGAUGUCAUCUCUUCUUGGUUUCAGAAAGAAGAUCUGUUUGCAGACUGUGAAAACACUUGUAACUGAGCUGUAGAACUUUAUAGAGAUUGUGUGGAAUUUACAUUUUUAAUAAUUUUUAAACUAUUGACACUUAAAAGGAAAUUAGAAAAUUCCUCCUUUUUAUUCUGAGAAUCGGCAGCACCAAACACUAACUUCAGUUUGAGUUUGAACUGAAACCUGUAUUUUCCUGGUCUGCGAGAGCAAGGAGCCCAGGGCUGGGCCAUACAUUUUACUAUAAGAGCCAUUACAUAAUGGUGAUUUAGUGAAAUACAAGUUUUAAAACAGUAACUUUUCAACUGUGAAGCUAUGUUUGAUUUAAUGAUGAAACAGGGUGCUGAUGAUUAGUUUUUCACGAAAAUAUUAUUCUUUGCUUUCCUAAAAGGUGCCUGUACUGACUUACACAUGCACACCUUUCUGUUCUGAAAGAGUGCAUUAGUAGAUUUUUCAUAGGUUAAAAACACUUUCAGUAUAACUAAAAAGAAAAAAAAAAGGCGUUUAAAUAAAACCAAAAUUGUUAAUAGCUUGGCAUCCUGUGGAGGAGAUAUAAGCCUGCAUAUUAAGGGCAAUGUAGGAAUUGCCAAGCAUGUAGAAAAUUUUGUAUGUGAUGACCCUCCUAUUGGUGUUUUGGAGUUGCUGGGGUUUUGUUUUGUUUUUCAACUUUCCAUUUUAUGUAAAAUGUUAAUAGCCCUAUAGUGGUCAGUAGCCCAAGUUUGUUAACAACUGAAGGUAUUUUCUUUGCUUUGUCAUUUUAUAACUGGCAUGUUCUAGUGUUUAUGAUGAAUAAUUGUAAAUCCCUACUGUUUUGCAUGUCUGUACAGGUUGCAGACCUGGGCUGGACCCAUUCAGAAAACAAAAAUACAAAAAAAAAAGCCACUUGAAAUUAUUACUUUGAUGUCCUUGACAUCUCAACAAUACUACAAGUUAAUGCAAAUGGUGUGUUAUUUCAGAGGAAAUUGUAUUUUGCUGCUUCCAAGAUUUUUUUUUCUUUUUUGCUUAACUUCCAUGUUUCUUUUUACUUGAAUGGAAGAACCACCACACUUCUUUUGUUAAUGUUAUAUAGCUAUGGACAUUGUGUUGCAGAUUGUGGAAUCCCAAUUUAAUUUUGCAAUACACCUUUCAUACAAAUAAUGAAUUUGUAUCUUUUUUUCAUGCUGAAAGUUGUUUCAGUUGGAGUAAAGCACUAUCUGUCCAAAAUGUGCAGCUCACUACACCAGCAGUGGAUCAUUUAGGUAUUUUGUAUCUGUGUUAACUAUGGAAGUCCACUGAAGCCUGGAUAUAUAGGGGUUUUGUUUUGCUUGUGUGCAAUAAGCAGUUCUAUAGGUUCGCAGAAAUUCUGAUUUCACUUACGCUGAUAUAACUCUGACUUCGUUAAGUUGCUCUGAAUUUAUGAUAGCAUGUGAAAUCAGAAUUAAACUCCAUGUGUGUUAAAAGGCCCAAAUUGCUUAUUUGUAUGAAUCAGUAUAAAAGCUGUUCUCUUGACAAGAAGAAUGUUUACUAGCUGCCCCAUUAAACACUUGGCAAUUUAUUUGGAAAACUUCCUUUAUUAACUAGCCCUUUCAGCAUGCUUAUUCAGGGUGACCGUGAUCUUUUCUGUAGUUACUUUGGCUAAGACUUCCAGGACUUCUUUUGUUUGCUAGGUUGAAGAAAGCUCUGUGCUCUUAAAAUCUUCCAUGGGAUGUAAAAUCAUGAAGCCCACUCAGGAAAAGUAGUUGUUGUUAAUACAGUAUUUGCAGCACAGUAUUCCUUUUGACUUCUGAGCUUCAUUGGACACAUUUUUAAAAAACACGAGGUCUGCCUGUAUUAGCACUCCUAACCCAAACCAGAAAUGGAUCCUUCUUUCUCCACUCUUUCCCUCAUCCCAUGCCCAAGGAUAAGAAGGAAAUAAAAGUACGAUAUAAAACCUUUGUCAGAGAUUAACUGAAGUAAUUCCCUGCCCGUACUUUGAAGUUAGCUCUGUUGUUUGUAUAAAUGUGUGUCUUAAGUGCCCUUAUUAUCACUUCUGUCUGUGAUUGAGUAUUCAUUCAGCAACAAGGUGGCCAAAAAUAUACUAUGUUCUCUUGACUCCCUUUGAAAUUCUGGUGCUGAUUCCCCAGUAGGUAUAAACUGGUUUAGGAACUAUUCUGUUCAGUGUAACUGUAUAAAUUUAGUUAGGGACUUGUUCUAGUACUUCAAUUAAAGAAGCCCGACUUAAUUGUACUGCUCAAGUUAGAGAGAGCCCAGUGAAUUAGCAUC